AUGGCUCAUGACCUCUUACGGGUGCGUGACUUUCUCUUAUAUUUUAGGAGUGUGGCUGUCAACAAGGGGCGCCUGAAGCGGAUGGGUAUCACUCACAUUCUAAAUGCCGGGCACAACACCACGGUGUUCACGGGGCCCGAGUUCUACACCGGCAUGGAGGUCCAGUACAUGGGCGUUGAAGUCGAUGACUUUCCCGAAUGCGACAUCUCAAAGUUUUUCAGACCGGCCGCCGAGUUCCUUGAUGAAGCUUUGCUCACCUACCGGGGUAAAGUUUUGGUGAACAGUGAGAUGGGCAUGAGCCGAUCUGCAGUCUUGGUUGCUGCAUACUUGAUGAUCUUUCACCACAUGACCAUUCAAGAGGCCCUAAUGACAUUACGCAAAAAGCGAGCAAUCUACCCCAAUGAUGAAUUUAUUAAACAGCUCCGUGAACUUAAUGAAACCUUACUUGAAGAGCGUGAAUAUUUUGACGUUGAUGACGAUGAUGAUAAUAACAGUCAAGGCUCCGUCAUACAAGCCAAGGCUCAUUCCAUAGUCGUGGAGGAAGAAGAGGUGGAGAGUGUCAUGGGUGCCAAGGCUCAUUCUAUCACAGUGGAAGAAGAAGAUACAACUAGCAUCAUGGGCAGCGCCAUGAGCAUGAUGGAAAAGUCAAGCGUGGUUUCAAAACAGCCCACCCUGAUUGAUGAAGAUGAGGAAGAAAAGAUUUAUGAAGAAUGGAGAAAAAAACAAGGGCUUCCUCCUAAAGAGAUACCGACAAAAGAAAGUGGACAAGACCCUAAACUCCCAGAAGAAGCAGAUGGCGAUUAUGUCCAGCAGAUGGUUUACAACUGGCAGAAAGAAAACAGUAAAUAUCAAGCCCUCCACCCUGGAGAAGAUGGAAGUUCUCUGAUGAGCGAGAGAAGAUAUUCGCCAAGUGAAAUAAGCGAUGUGGAAAGCAUCACCUCUCAGGAGAUUCGGAUGCUGAAACAGCAAUUUGCUGCAAGUAGAAUGAACAGGGGGCGAACUGACUCAGUAUCUACAGACAGUACCUGGGACAUGUGGAACGAAAGACUCUUGGAAAUUGAAAAGGAAGCCAAGACCAAGGCUGAGAAAGGAGAGAAAAGCAGAGUUAAGGACAUCGAUGAGGAAAGCCUUUGCUCAGAGGCAAGUUCUUUGUUCAACUUUUGCAAGAAGAACAAAAGUAAGCUCACUCCACUGGAGAGGUGGAAGGUUAAAAGAAUCCAGUUUGGUUACCACAAAAAGGACUCCGAAGCUUCUGAUGCUCAAAGUAAAGAUGAAAACAAGAAGAAAGAAGAUGAUGAAACAAGUCAGUCGGACGUUGAUGUAACAGCUUACCAAGCGUGGAAACUAAAACAACAAAAGAAAGUGGGCAAUGAAAAUAAAGAUGAAAUUGUUGAAAUUGCCAAAGGAGAAGACAGUGCAGCUAUCAAACGCAGGCAGAGGAGGGCUGAGAUCCUGGAACGUUCCAAGCAGAAUUUAGAGGAGAGCCAAUCUAUUUGUGGUUGGGAUAAUGAAAGUACAUUGAGCGGUACUCUCCCGUUAGCUGCACUUUUUGCUGGUUCCCAGUCAGUCAGUGGUGCUAGUGACACAGCGUCCAUGUUGAGCAUGCAAAGCAACAGAUCACGAGUGUCUCAGGCAAGUCAAGCACAGGUACCCUUAGUUGCUCCACCCAAUCUGCCUCCUGGUGCAGGAGAUGCUGUUGCCAUCGCAAGCAUUCAAAACUGGAUAGCAAAUGUGGUGAAUGAAACCAUAGCUCAAAAAACAAAUGAGCUCAUGAUGAUGUCACGAGCUUCCUCGGCUAUGAGCAUGGCUUCUGGAGAUCUUGGAAGAAUAGGGGAAGAUGACAGAUCUUCUGUACUUGGUGGGUCUUGCCUGUCCGGUUCUGGGCUGCAGCAACGGGAUUCAGUGUUGUCUCACAACACAUCAAUGAGUUCAAAUACAAACAUAUCUAGUACAAAGAGGAAGAUCACCCAAACCAGUGUGCCUUUGUAUGGACUCUUCAUGGAUGAUGUAGACCUGAAAAAGCUUAACCAAAAAGAAAAUGAAUUGAGAGAAGAGCAUGCGGAAAAAUUAUCCCAGUAUCGUAUGGAAAAAGUUGUGUCUGAUAACAAGCGCAGCUAUAUGUUCAAAAAGAAAAAGGCAAAAGACAAGGAUGGGGAAGAGGAAGAGAAGGAGAGCAUUUUGAGUGCAAACAUUCAGAGUUCCAGACUUUUAUCAAGUCGAGAGUUGGACAAAAGUGAGAAAACUUCCUAUCUCGGCAGUCAGUUUGCCAGUUCCAAGAGUACCAGCUCCGAGCAGGAGAGGAAUAUUAGCAAAUGGCUCCGAAACGUUAACACUGACAGCAGAACAACAUCAGAAAGCGAGAACAUUUCUGAAAGGAUUUCCAGGAGAUCAGACUAUCAGAGGGAGACAAAUUCUGAAGUUGGCGGAUACAGCAGGAGAUUCACAGAACAAGAUAAAGACGCUUCUUCGUCUUACCAAAGUUACAGAGACACCCAGAGAUCUUCGUCAAGGUUUUCAACAUCCUCCGAAGAAGAAAGCAGCUACGUACGGAAGUCUAAAACUCACAACUCUCAAUACAUGAAGAAUGAGAGCCCUGAACCCAACCUCAGUGACCGUUCUGAAGACAGAAACGGAUUGGAUGACUUUGACUUCUCCACUACUAGGAGACCUAGAACAAGUCGUUUUGAAGAUGUUGAAGAUUCUGGCGUGGCAGAUUCAGUUGAUUCAAGCUCCAAAAGAACAUUCACUCCACGCCUCAGGAAGAGCGAAGAAGAUGAGGACAAAGAGAAUGGCGAUCCGAUGGAAAGUGAAAGUUCUGAGGGUAGAGGGUCUCGGUAUAGAAAGGCCAAAGAGGAUACAGAAGAAAUGGAUGAUGAUGACGCUAUCAUUGCUGCUUGGAGGAACCGGCAGGAGGAAAGCAAAGCAAGAGUUCGAAGAUGUAGAGAGGAAGACUAA
Molecule: messenger RNA, 2955 nt
Organism: Nanorana parkeri
Lineage: Eukaryota; Metazoa; Chordata; Amphibia; Anura; Dicroglossidae
Gene: STYXL2
Product: dual specificity phosphatase 27 (putative)
Exons: 2
Coding region: 1-2955 (984 amino acids)
Biological process (GO): negative regulation of MAPK cascade; protein dephosphorylation
Cellular component (GO): cytoplasm
Molecular function (GO): protein tyrosine/serine/threonine phosphatase activity; MAP kinase phosphatase activity
Source: RefSeq, a predicted model, not a curated record